AUGGCAGCACAGCAGUUCAGGCGCCUCGUGCGGUUCAUCCCGACAUCCGACCUGAGCAAGAGGCUCAUCGGACAACCCUCGCUGGAUGAUAUCGACGUGGGUCUUGCUCUGUUCAACGGCACCGAGGUAGCCGUCGACGUCUUUUCCGGCACGUCCGUCCUCAGACCAGGUGUCAAGACUGGGGUCACGGAGACUGUCGAGCGGCUCCUGUCGCCCCUCGAUCCCGGCGAAGUAGGGACGAUCCGGUGCAUCGGUCUCAACUACAAGAACCACGCCAAGGAGGUGGGACUAGACCUACCUACCGUCCCUACCGUCUUCCUGAAGCCGAGCAAUUCUCUGGGUGGUCCGUGGCCGGAGCCGACGGUGCUGCCUAAGCUGUCUCAGCUGGAUGACUGCGGGGACUACGAGUCUGAACUUGCCGUCGUCAUCGGAAAGGACGCCAAGAAUGUGCCCGAAUCGGAGGCCAUGGACUACGUGCUGGGAUACACGGCCUGCAACGACAUCUCGAGCCGGUCACCCCAGUUUGGCCAGUCGCAGUGGUGCUUUUCAAAGGGAUUCGAUGGUUCUUGCCCGAUAGGGCCUACGCUCGUCUCGCCCUCUCUCAUCCCCGACCCUUCCCGCUUGAGGAUACGCGGUCUCAAGAAUGAUGAGGUGAUGCAGGAUGGCGGAUUGGACGAUCUUAUAUUCAGCAUCCCCAGCAUCAUCAGCUUCCUAUCCCAGAGUACCACGCUGCCUGCCGGUACCGUAAUCAUCACCGGCACUCCUGCGGGAGUUGGAUUUGGCAAGUCGCCGAGAGUCACUCUGCGACACGACGAUGUAUUCAAGGUUGAGAUUACGCCUUAUAUCGGAACGCUCGUCAACAAGAUGCAGAAUGAGUAG
Geosmithia morbida is the source of this 879-nucleotide messenger RNA. RefSeq names its product 2-keto-4-pentenoate hydratase/2-oxohepta-3-ene-1,7-dioic acid hydratase (catechol pathway). Lineage: Eukaryota; Fungi; Ascomycota; Sordariomycetes; Hypocreales; Bionectriaceae. The transcript has 6 exons. The record is from RefSeq and is a predicted model, not a curated record. The coding region runs from base 1 to 879 and encodes 292 amino acids. Gene Ontology annotation, molecular function: acetylpyruvate hydrolase activity.